Nematolebias whitei (Rio pearlfish) is the source of this 1641-nucleotide messenger RNA. RefSeq lists its product as uncharacterized. Gene Ontology annotation, biological process: regulation of transcription by RNA polymerase II. Lineage: Eukaryota; Metazoa; Chordata; Actinopteri; Cyprinodontiformes; Rivulidae. The record is from RefSeq and is a predicted model, not a curated record.
UAGAGGCGGAGAAGGAAGGAGUGUCCGAGGAGGAGAGUUGUUUUUGGAGGAGGAGAGGAGGAGCAGCUCCUCUCAGCUCCGCAGCUGCGGCAGGAAAUUACAGAAAAGUAACUUUGUACAUAUUUUUCUCUCUGUGCGCGCCCUUGUGACGCGCAUGCGCUCUUCCAGCCCUUCAGCCCCGCAGAAUGGACCGAUUGUCAGCGUGCUCUGUAGUGACGUCACUGAGAGGACCAGCAGGGAGCGCGCCUCGGCCCUGAUGGUGAGUCUGCACUUUGAGAUUCUGUCUGAAGAUGAGUGGCGGGAAGAAGAGGAGUGGCUUUCAGAUCACCAGCGUUACCUCAGAUUCAUCCCAGCCGACCUCUCCAGCUGGCCGAACGUCCCCCAGCAUGGUCCAGACCAUCCAACCAGAUCCCUUCUCCAUCAGACACAUUCUGGGAAGCUCCUCCCAGCCGACCACACCCUCUCCAACAAGGAAAAACAUUUCCCAUGAUGCCUCGGGGCAGGGAGUGGGAUGCUCCUCCAGGUUCAGGGUUGUGAGGCUCACAGGGGGAGGAGCUGGCCAAGGUGGGCGGAGCAAGUCGUAUCAACGCGGAAGAUGGACUUGCAUGGAGUUCAUGGAGAGACCGAAAGAGGCAGGGUUCCGGCGAGUAAUGGACAGCAUGAGACAUGCUCACUCUCUGGAGUCUUUGGAGAUGAUUGGUCGAGACAAAGAAAGGGGAGGAGUCCACUCUCAGGACACCACCCACAUGCUGACUAAGCCAGUCAACGGUACUGAUGGGAUUCUUCCGAGAAGCAGGCUUACUUCGCCAACAAACCAAGAUCCAAUCAGCAUCCGGCUUCUAGACAGGAGCGAACCAAUCAGUGUGCAGGGUCUAGACUCCACCCCUUCUCCUAUUUCACCACGCCCACAAAAUUUUCCUCAACCUUUACAGCUGGAAAUGGACACCACAUCUGUCCUCAGGAUGUCCCAGUCUUUACCCAGCUCCCCCCUGUCUGAAUCAUACCACCCCACUCUGACCCCCACCCAGACUCUGUCACCAUUCAGACUGGACCAGACCAUCUUCAGCCUGCAGGGGGACAGCAGGACCUGGUGAAGAGUCACCUGAUGCUGGCGGUUCGUGAGGAGGUGGAGCUUCUCAGGGAACAGAUCAGGGACCUGCAGGAGAAGAACCAGCAGCUGGAGAGAGAGAACCACAUCCUGAGAGCGCUGACACACAACUACACAACGUCCACACAACACAACAGCAACAACAAUACAACGUUUAUGUGAACUUAAUAACGAGACCUUCUGAUGCAACGCAAAUUACCAGGAACACACCUGAGCAAGGGCUUGCUGCUCGGGUGAUAGUGUUGCUAUGGUAACAUGUUUAACAGACAGACUGGGCCUGGACGCUUUGACAACAGCGGCUGUGACCGGCUGAUGUUUUUAUUUUAUGUUUGGAGGAAGUCAUAGUGUUUUCUGUUUCUUUUUAAGGCCCAAGAGUCAAGUUCUCUUUAAUUUACAACUGGUUUUUUUUAUAAAAGAGGAGAUACAAAGAAAACUUUCAGUUUACCUGAGGAAAACCUUUCUCUGAAUAUGUGAGUGACUUUGCAAACAUCAGCAUCAACCAACAGUAGUCUUCAUUAUACUGUAUAUAUGUG